CAGCCCAGCCUUUGAACUUCACCGCUUUUGGCUCGUAUUCACGCUCUUCCGCUCAUUUCCAAGCCAGGUGCUUGACGACAAACCUCAGCGAGAGAAAGAGAGAGAGAGAGAGAGAAAGAGAGAGAGAGAGGAAGAAAAAAUAACGCCGAACACUUUUACGACUUCUGCAAACUGACUGCGGAACAUCGCUUUCACCUUUGUGGAUUUUUCACGUGUGCGCAUCCUGCAUGUGUGUGUUUUUUGCUGCCGCAGGUCUGACAGAGUUGUGAGUGGACUUAGGGCGAAAGCUGCUGCUGCGCUGUUUCAAGUCGGUUGGAGAAGACGAUAAUUUGGAUUUUUUUAUUAUUUUAUUUUUGUUUUCUUUCUUUCUUUUUUUUAAUUUCCCAGACUCUUGAACAUCCCAGCCCGUGGCAUGACUGGUAUCUGGCAUCUUCACAGGUGAAUAGCUCCCCUUCCUUUCCUUUCCUUGUCCUUCCUUGAGAUAAGAAACUUUUCUCCUCGUCAUUAACAGUGGGGAUAAAAAAAAAACAAGUACAGUUUUUAAGAUGUCAAAGCCCGCCGAUCACAUCAAGAGACCUAUGAACGCGUUCAUGGUCUGGUCCCGGGGCCAGAGGAGGAAAAUGGCUCAGGAGAACCCCAAAAUGCACAACUCGGAGAUCAGCAAGAGGCUGGGCGCCGAGUGGAAGCUGCUGUCCGAGUCCGAGAAGAGACCGUACAUCGACGAGGCCAAGCGGCUGCGGGCUCAGCACAUGAAGGAGCACCCCGACUACAAGUACCGGCCCCGGCGCAAACCCAAGAACCUGCUCAAGAAGGACCGCUACGUUUUCCCUUUGCCUUACCUCGGGGACACCGACCACUUGAAGGGGCUGCCGGUGUCGGCCGCGGACUCUCUGCUGGGCUCCUCGGAGAAAGCCCGGGCGUUCCUACCGCCGACGUCCGCCCCGUACUCUUUCCUCGACCCGAGCCAGUUCAGCUCCAGCGCCAUCCAGAAGAUGACGGAGAUGCCGCACACGUUGAGCACCAGCACUUUGCCGUACGCGUCCUCGUUGGGAUACCAGAACGGCGCGUUCGGCACCCUCGGGUGCCCCAGUCAGCACACCCACACCCACCCGUCGCCCACAAACCCGGGCUACGUCGUCCCAUGUAACUGCACAGCCUGGUCAGCGUCAAGUUUACAGCCCCCGGUGGCCUACAUACUUUUUCCAGGUAUGACCAAGACUGGGAUAGACCCAUACUCAUCCGCACACGCCACUGCCAUGUAACCCUCAAGACUCUGUCCCUCUUUUUAAUUCACUUGAAUACUGAAAUGCAUGUAAAUAUAUUACGGACAGCGCGCCCCGUUUAAAAAGGCAUGAACAGUGUUAACUUGCCUUGGACUUGGUAUGACAGAUGAAAAAAGAAAAGAGAGAGAGAAAGAAAAACUUUUCCAACAAGUUCCUGCCUGAGCAGAGCUGGAGUUUGGUGUAAAGGACGGAAGCCCUGUGAACUGUAAGAAAUGUAAAUGUUAUAACGUUUAUGGCAGCCAGAAAAAAAGGAGGCCUUUAACUUUAUUUAUUGUGUACAUUUCAAUGCCGAUAUGCUGAUUUGUGUUAAUUAUUGAUAGACUACUCUUUUAUUUGAAGAAGAAAAAAAUUGGCUUGCACAAUUAGCGUUCAUAUUCCCUGUAUAGGCCUAAGUAGUCUACAUUUCUGGCAAUUUAUCAUCAUGUUCUGGGUCCAAAUCAGGACAUAUAGGCUGGGUUAUUUACGGGUUAUAUUGUUUAUCAACAAGAAAAAAUAAUUGGCACAUGAUACAACCAGACGGUCUAUUUAUUAUGACGAAACAUCCAACUGUUUGAUUUUGCAUUUUUCCUGUGGUUCAGUCCUAAUAUAGUCACACGCGUCAUUUGAGUUAGUUUUUUUUAUUCUUUAGUUUUUUUUUUUUUUUGUUUUUGAGGAUAACUUCUAUUUGAAUUCAAGGAGUUCUAUGUGUAUUUUCUAUCUAAGAUGGUAAUUUAAAACCUGUCAUGUUAUGGAAAGGAUAAUGUAUCCAGAAGGUUGAUACCUCCUGCUCUUUGUUCAAGUGCUGAGCAAAGACGUUUCGAAUAAAGACAAUCUGUCUUCAACCGGA
This is a messenger RNA of Amphiprion ocellaris (clown anemonefish), 2109 nucleotides long. RefSeq names its product SRY-box transcription factor 14 (gene sox14). NCBI's taxonomy places the organism in Eukaryota, Metazoa, Chordata, Actinopteri, Pomacentridae. Gene Ontology annotation, biological process: anatomical structure morphogenesis; cell differentiation; regulation of DNA-templated transcription. The transcript has a single exon. The coding region runs from base 546 to 1262 and encodes 238 amino acids. The record is from RefSeq and is a predicted model, not a curated record. Gene Ontology annotation, molecular function: RNA polymerase II cis-regulatory region sequence-specific DNA binding; DNA-binding transcription factor activity, RNA polymerase II-specific.